AAAAAAAAAGAAGAAGAAGAAGCUCUCUGCUGCGAUCAGACGGUGGACCUGUACAUGUAGCCAUAUUCUUGUUAUGAUAAACGGAAUAUUUAACACAUUUAAGGAUUGUGUUAAUACAUAUUAAACGAAGGGAUAUAUUCUUAGUUUAUAGGCUGCUAUAACCGUGUUUUGUCCUUUGUUGUGUACGCAGUGUUAGCCGUCGUAGCUUGACGUGGGCCCUGCUCCAAGGUUGCGAACAUGUCAAGAUCAAGCUCGAGAUCGCCUCAUUACAGGAGGUUCCCCUGGGAGGAACCUGACUUUGAUCCUCGGACAGUUGUUGACAAAUUGGAUGGAAAUCCUCAGGACAGGGGCCACCAUCCCAGAGAAGGUCCUGAAGAUUUUAGGGAUCCCUACUGGGAGGAAAGGUACCCAGGGGGUCCAAGAAGAUCUCCUUUCCGGGAUGACUUUCACUUUAGACACCAGCGACAUUCAGACCAUGAAGGGUUUCACAGAUGGGCAGAGUCACCACCCCGUGAUGCAAUACCGUUAGAAGACCGGAGGUUUUCCCAGAGAGACGAAGGAGGUUCUGAUGCUGACAGACACAGAACGGAAUUCAGGGAUGACUUUUACAGGUUUGAUGAAAGACGGGAGAUACCUCCGACUCUCUUGCCAAGACUUAGGGGAUCGUCAAACACUCAGAGGGUUUACGCAGAACACCAUACAAGGAAGGCCUGGGAGGGUCGGAGGAGUGAGGAGCAGGACAGGGAUCAGGGAAGACCCAGAGACUUUAGUCCUGGUAUAAGGUCAGAUGACCAGCGAGCUGAAGAAAUGCUAAAAGAAGGAAGGUUCCCAGAGUAUCCUAACAGAGGUAGACAAAGGGAGGGCUGGGAUCCUGCUUUUAAAAGACCAAGACGAGAAAUGGAUUUCGUCGAUCAUCCUGGGUACAGGGAGGAGAAGGACUUUGUGGAUCGCGGUUACUCUGUGCACAGACCCAGAGGCGGGUUUAGAGACCGGACUCUGGGAAGCCUUCCCCGUGAAGACUCAGGACCUUUUGUUGGCGAACACGAUCACAGUGUAGAACGUGGAAGGAAUCAGCAGCAGUUCGAAAACUUUGAAGAUCGCAGAAAUGAUCCCAACUUUGAUCUUCAGAGAAGUCCCAGUUCAGCGGGUUCUUCCCAGGAGCAUUUCAGGAAAUCCACCAGCCGGCCUAGGGAGAACAGCAGAGGGAAACAUUUUCAAAACGAUUCCAGACACGGCAACUAUCAGGAACCAAGGAGAAGUCCAAACACUAUGAGAUAUGAUCAGCAAGGAGGCCCUGAAAACUAUCGAGGGAGGGGAAGGGAGCUUGACGACCGAGGUCCAAGAGGAAGAGCCGAACCCAACAGGAAUCAACCGCGAUACCAAGACCGUACCCAGGGUGGGCAGAGGCCAGACCACCACCCAAUCAGAGAUGAUUAUGAGAAGAUCCCAAACUGGAUAGAUGAAGACAAAAUCCAACAAUGGAGACAAAGCAGGUCCAGAAGUCUGGAACAGAACUCGCCGAGGGACGACCUGGACCCCAAAAGGCCCCCUCAGAGGAACCAAGCGUGGAGUGAUCGGCAACCUGAUAACAUGACGGUUAUAACAAAGGAAACGCUCACCAUCAAUGUGGACAUGAGCCGACCCCUUAGCAACAACAGCCCCCUGUGCUACUCAACAGACAGACUGCUCUCCAUGGACCUAGUCAACGCGGGCCGCACGCGGCAGGACUUCAUGCCCCUGUUGGAGCACUCGGGGAUGUACCGGGAGAAGGCUACACACACAGGGACUUUUGCCCAGGAAAUCAUCUCGUUGGUGCACUUUGUCAAAGAACAGUACUUCAGAGGUGAUGGACUCACCCUCAACAAGCGUUUUUCUGCUCCUCAGAAAGGAGGAUACUCUCAGGACGAUUCAGAGGAGCUAACUUUGAACCAGAGGUUCAGUUCCUGCAGAGGCUUCAGUUUAAACAUGGACUCUAUAUUUGAUGAUGGAGAUGAUGAGUUUCUGUUUUCCAAACUGGGAUCCAUGCAGGGGGUGAGCAAUCAUCCAAAACGAGACCCAAGUGACCUCAGGCACGACCUGGAGAGGAGGAGACAGGAGAAGCUGGAAGCAGUCAAAGUUACCAUCGCCGGGAGCAGCUUAUCCCAGCAUUCCCAGUCGUCAGACAGCGAGCCAGACCUGGCACCUCCAGUGGACCACGAGGGAUACCCUGGCAGCGCGGGAGACCAGAACAGAAGCCGAGAAGGCAGUGUGGAGAGGGGAUUCAGGAAAGGAGCUUAUAAUCGACCCAAUAUGAGCCCACAGAGGAGAAAAGCCCCGCUUGGAAAAGAGAGAGUGAAGAAGCACAGCAAUCCUCCAGGUAACUUUCUGUUCUCCUUAGGUUAAUUAUUACAACUUCUGAUUGAUGUAGAGAUUUU
Cyprinodon tularosa is the source of this 2414-nucleotide messenger RNA. RefSeq lists its product as uncharacterized. Gene Ontology annotation, cellular component: mediator complex. The transcript is spliced from 10 exons. Bases 238 to 2382 code for a protein of 714 amino acids. Gene Ontology annotation, molecular function: DNA binding; transcription coregulator activity. Gene Ontology annotation, biological process: positive regulation of transcription by RNA polymerase II. Lineage: Eukaryota; Metazoa; Chordata; Actinopteri; Cyprinodontiformes; Cyprinodontidae. The record is from RefSeq and is a predicted model, not a curated record.